This is a messenger RNA of Wallemia mellicola CBS 633.66, 1772 nucleotides long. Its product is annotated as cytidine deaminase-like protein. The record is from RefSeq and is a predicted model, not a curated record. The transcript has 4 exons. Bases 20 to 712 code for a protein of 230 amino acids. Lineage: Eukaryota; Fungi; Basidiomycota; Wallemiomycetes; Wallemiales; Wallemiaceae. Gene Ontology annotation, cellular component: cytoplasm; nucleus. Gene Ontology annotation, biological process: tRNA wobble adenosine to inosine editing. Gene Ontology annotation, molecular function: tRNA-specific adenosine-34 deaminase activity; zinc ion binding.
AGGAGUCGAGUAAAAUAGGAUGGCAACCUACAUACCACCGGAAUCGCAGACGGAUGUUGAUAAAUAUUGGAUGAGGAUGGCUCUAGAAAUGGCUCAGGAAGCUUAUGACGCUUCUGAGAUACCAGUUGGAUGUGUUUUUGUUGAACAAACGCCAUUUGGGAGUCCGCUCUACCUACAAACAGAAGGAUACGGUAGAAUGAUUGCGAAAUCUCGCAAUAGAACAAAUGAGUUGAGAAAUGCAACUCUACACGCUGAAUUAGAAGCUAUUGGUGAAAUUCUUCGUACGUCAGACGACAAAAAGCUACUUGAACGGACGUCGUUAUACGUUACGAUAGAACCUUGUAUCAUGUGUGCAAGUGCUUUGCGACAAGUUGGUAUCAAUCACGUCGUAUAUGGAGCUGGAAAUGAACGUUUUGGCGGAUGCGGUUCGGUUGUACCAAUAAAUGAUGAACCGCUGCUGAAAUACCAAAAGCCAUAUACAGCAUUAGGUGGUGUCUUCAGAGAUGAAGCUAUUAUGCUUCUUAGGAGGUUUUACAUGACUGAAAAUUCUAAUGCACCACAACCUCGGAAGAAGCAAACAAGAACAUUAAAGACUGAAAUUCCACCAGUACCCCCAUCUUCGCGAAUUCAUACACCAAACGGUAGUCUCGUACCAUCACCUUCAAACACUCCGAUUCCUGUCUCCUUUACACCAACUUUGGAGAAUGUAUAGCAAGUUAUAGUUACAAAAUUACCGCAUUAGAUUGUAUUAGAUCGUUUAAAGGCAUUUCAACUAUCAUUUCAUCUUGUGUAAUGCUCUCAUUUGGUGACAUUUCGAGCAUACCUUGUGUAAAAUAACAUCUUAGGAGUGUUACAACUUCCUCAGUACAUCCUACGAUUUUUCCAAUCAUUAUCAAGUUCUCAGGGCGUCUCUGAUUAUCGAGUUGUAAUUCUUGAUAGCCAAUGAAUGCAUUAAUCUUAGGUAAGCCCUUGAGUGGUCUCUGUGAUUCCAUUUUUUUGCGAGCUUUGGUGAUGAAUUGAUCGAUAAGGGUAUCAUGUUGGUUACCCAUACCAUAACCAAGAUAAUGAACACCAGCUUGCAACUGUUUGACAUCUUGAGAGGUAUUAGAUGCAGUGGCAUUAUUGCUAACUAUUGGUUCCUCUGAGGGUGCUGAAUCAUUACCACUUUGUUCAUCUAUCAUCGGGUUAUCUUCUGAACUUUCUUGCAUUUGAUCGUCGCGGAAAUCAGCGUGUAGAGUGUAAUUACCAGGUUCGAAAUAUGUGUCUUCUACGUCAACUGACGUUAUGCGCACAUUUUUAGGUAUACUUUCCAAGGGUAAUGAGGAAUAUGGCCUAACCGGUUGAUUUUCAAGUUUCUGGAACUUUAGUUUUUUCUUAUUACGAAGAUUCCUUUUGUGUGUUUUUGUAGUACCAGUGUAUGGCGGUACAGUUUGGAUAGAUGCUGGUACUGGUUCUUCGUCGUCCUCUGAUGAAUCUGAGGUGCUACUACUGGUACUACUGCUACUGCUACUGCUACUGCUACUGCUACUGCUACUACUACUACUACUACUACUACUACUGCUACUGCUACUACUAAUGUCCCUCUUCAAGGUGGUCUUUAUAACAUCUACAAUAUCGUCUUCCUUGAGUGCACCCUGCGUAACUCGAAAACCAUCAAUCUCAAGGUGUACAUUGUAACGUAUAUCAAAGAAUUCCCUUAUGUAUUCCUUUAUGUAUGAUAGAUUAUCAUUUGUAAAGUUAAUCAAGUAUUUCUGUUUAUCGUAGAUGAUCUU